UGUUAUUUGUUUUCAAAGUCCUUGUUCCUGCUGCUAGUUGAUGACCUUCGUAAGAUCGAUUCGCUCCAUUUGCAGAAUGUCCAAAUACUCCGGCACCAAUCUGGCAUCGCUGACACCGGCAGAUGUGAAGCUGUGGCUCGAUUCGUUCGACACCGUGCUAACCGACUGUGACGGUGUGAUCUGGGUGGAAAACAACCCCCUGCCUGGAGCAACUGACGUGGUCAAUCGGUUCCUUUCCACCGGCAAAAAGCUGUUCUUCGUCACUAACAACUCCACCAAAACUCGACCCGAGUUCGUGGAGAAAGCCACCAAGUUGGGUUUCAACGUUACGAUUGAAAAUAUUAUCUCCACAGCGUACCUGGCCGCACAGUACCUGAAGAAUUUGAGCUUCACGAAAACCGUGUACGUUAUCGGUUCGUCCGGUAUCACGAAGGAGCUCGAUGCCGUCGGUAUCCGGCACAUUGGUACCGGGCCGGACACACUGACCGGUACGCUGGCAGAGGCAGUGUCCGGGUUCGUACCCGAUCCGGACGUCGGUGCAGUGAUUGUGGGAUUCGAUGAGCAUUUCAGUUUUAUGAAGAUGUUGAAAGCCGCCUCUUACCUCAACAAUCCCGACGUCAUUUUUAUCGCUACGAACACGGACGAACGGUUUCCAACGCCGGAUCGCGUCAUUCCCGGCACGGGGAGCAUUGUGCAAGCCGUGAUCACGUGCGCCGAGCGUCAACCGAUCGUGAUGGGCAAACCGAAUGCACACAUUUGCGAGAUCAUCCGCAAGGAGUACGACGUAGAUCCUGGCCGAACGCUCAUGAUUGGCGAUCGCUGCAAUACCGACAUAUUGUUGGGAAAGAAUUGUGACUUUCAGACGCUGCUCGUCGAAACGGGUAUCCAUAAUGCAACCGAUGUGCAAAAGUUUGCCACCUCCGACGAUCCGGCAAUUAGGGCGCUCGUUCCAGACGUGUACCUGGCCAAGCUGGGUGAUUUGUUGGCGUACAUGUAAAUACAUUGGGCCCGCGGGGAGACGUUAUUCGCAUAGCGAACAUUGAAAAUUGUAAAACAAUUAUCGGUCUGGCGAUCCACUCUUCCGAUUGGUGCAUAAAACAGAACAAAACGUCCAAUAAAUGCACAAUGACGAUUGUAAAUUA
This is a messenger RNA of Anopheles aquasalis, 1142 nucleotides long. RefSeq names its product glycerol-3-phosphate phosphatase-like. The record is from RefSeq and is a predicted model, not a curated record. Lineage: Eukaryota; Metazoa; Arthropoda; Insecta; Diptera; Culicidae. Gene Ontology annotation, cellular component: cytoplasm. Gene Ontology annotation, molecular function: phosphatase activity.